Molecule: messenger RNA, 1941 nt
Organism: Sycon ciliatum
Lineage: Eukaryota; Metazoa; Porifera; Calcarea; Leucosolenida; Sycettidae
Product: 2-aminoethylphosphonate dioxygenase-like
Exons: 5
Coding region: 189-1136 (315 amino acids)
Source: RefSeq, a predicted model, not a curated record
CACAAUCAUGUACAUGUAUGUAGUGAAUAGAGCUUUUCGUUUCACAGCAGUGCUCCGGGAAUCGCUAGAAAAGCGAGCGAACGUUGAUCCGCGACAUCAAACUGCACUUUCCCCUUGUUCGUCGAGUUGUUUGUUGACUUUUGUGAACUAAACUACCUGACAGUACAUUCUGUCUGGCAAAUAUUACUAUGAUAUCGGGAGUGGUUCGUCGUCCUACAGCACUGCUGUCAAUGACGCUUGGAGGUGUCAAGCGUUCAGCUAGAUACUUGACACUUGGCCAUACAUAUGCCGCGGCAUCCUCAAGCAUCGCGUCCAAGCCGCAUUUUCAAUCCUUUUUCAGUAGAGAGCAAAUUGAACACUUCAACAGCAAUGGUUAUGUGGUAGCUCCAUCGGAUUUUCUCGACGAAAGAGAGAAGGAGAGCGUAGUCCGGUGGGCUACUGAACUGAGCAAGUGGCAUCUAUCCAAAGGGAAAUGGACGCAGUAUUUUGAAGCCGGAUCCAGCAGUGACCCAGUUUUGUGUCGCAUUGAAAACUUCCUUCAGUACCACCGAUCCAUGGACCAGUUUGUACGCGGAAAGAUCACAGAGGCUGUGUCAGAGCUGAUCAAUGAACCCGCAGUGCUCUACAAAGAGAAGAUAAAUUUCAAAUUUCCUGGAGCAAAAGGUUUCCCAGCGCAUCAGGACGCACCAGCUUACAUCUCGUUUGGCAUGAAAUAUCACGUGACUUGCCUGUUAUGUGCUGACCCAGCCACUGAGGAGAAUGGCUGUUUGCAAGUCGUCCCCAGGCACCCUAGUCUGGGCAUGCUACCUCACCCAAAUGGUCAGCUGGACCCGGAGCUGGUGCAGCAGUGGGAGAGAGAAAACGCAUGGGUAUCAUUGCCUGCGGAAGUUGGUGACGCAAUCUUCUUUGACUCACUAGUUCCGCAUCGCAGCAUGGAGAAUCGCUCCAAAACGGAGAGCAGGCGCAUCUUCUAUUUGACGUUCAAUCCGCUCCAGGAUGGUGAUAGGCGCGAAGGCUAUUACAAUAUGAAGAGAGAGAUGUUUCCACCUGACAAUGAGAAGGUACCAGGAAGGGACUAUAGCGAAGGGGCCAAGAUCUUCAACCUCUCCACUCCCAUUAGAAACAAGAAGGACUGAGUGAACUGCUGAGCUUGCGCAACGCGCAGGAAAGCAAUUUCCCCUUUGCAUGCGCUCCUGUGUAAACCCAUGGAGAACCCUAUUGGCUGAUCUAAAUAGCUCUAGUUUUGAAUCAGGUGCUAGGUCAAAAUGGAAUAUUUCUACCGAAUUUUUGUCUUGUUGAUCCGUGCAACGCACAUUCGUGAAACAGUUGUAUUGUAUUCCUGCUGAACACAAUUGAACUCCAGAUCGUUAUGAUCCAAACCCACACAUCCCAUGCACUGCUGCUACGCUCCUGCUUAUUUUGCAAAAUGAAGUGAGUGAUGAGCUCAAUCUACCACUGAAAUAACUGUUGACAUAUUAUGUAGACUGAAUUGCAAGACUUAAUACAGACCUAGAAAAUAAUACAAUGAGUAAAGUUGUGUUUUGUAGUCAUGCUUGGGGUUCAGACGAGCAUGGAUCAGGAUCAGGAUAUGGGCCAGUGGAUUUUAAUCCGAGCAAUCCCACCUGAUACAGAACUGCUAGGAUGGCUGGGAAUACUUCCAAUAUUUGAGGGCUAAGUACAAUAAUUGUUAUUUUGCCUGAUGUGUGGCCGAGUCGGAAUGCUUUUCAGAGAGUGUGUUCUCCCCACUUUGAAUGAUUGCCAGUCGCUGUUUUAGUUGCUUCCAUCAUUAUUGAUCAGCAGCCAUAUUUGAACUUGAUGAGACUUGCUUCACACGCUGCUAAGAAAACAUUCCACAAUGUUGCCUGUCAGUCCUUCUGGGAUAUUGGAAAUGUACCUUCGCAAAGUAGCAAGGAUUUCAUACAAUUAAUAUUUGAUACUCUA